CUUUUUUUUCUUUUUGUUCUUUCACAUGUGUAUAUACACACAGACACAUACACAACACACUCACAUUUCUAUUAUCAUAUAAGUCUUCAACUUUACCUUUUCUCUUCUAAAAAAAUUAUUUAUCUUCUUCAUCAAAUUCUACUGAUUCCCCUUUUCCUCAUCUCUAUGGCCGUCUCACCUAAUUCACACUCUUUAGAAUUAACAAUAUCAAUCCCAAGCUUCUCUCCAUCUUCUUCACACCCUUCAUCUGGUGAUCACAUGGUGAGAGAUUUAGAUAUAAACCAAAUCCCAAAGAUGGAAGAAGAUCGUGAGUGGAUCAUGAUCGGUGCAACACCACAUGUCCACAGAGAAGAUAGCAUCUCCGGCGGACGGCGGCGUAAAAAGCUCCGUCUAACCAAAGAGCAAUCACAUCUUCUUGAAGAGAGUUUCAUACAAAAUCAUACCUUGACUCCUAAACAAAAACAAGAAUUGGCCACCUUUCUGAAGCUUAGUCAAAGACAAGUUGAGGUGUGGUUUCAAAAUCGAAGAGCUCGGAGUAAGCUAAAGCAUACGGAGAUGGAAUGUGAGUAUCUGAAGAGAUGGUUCGGGUCAUUGAAGGAGCAAAAUCGACGGCUACAAAUAGAAGUUGAAGAACUACGAGCUCUAAAGCCAUUAUCGGCCUCGGCAAUAACCAUGUGUCCACGGUGUGAACGUGUGACCGAUGCAUCAGAUAAUGGCUCUAAUGCCGUUCAGGAGGGAGUAGCUCGUAGCAGCCAGUCACGCAUGACAAUUUCCUCUUCCUCUUCCCUCUGUUGACUGGUUCGGUCAAAGCUAAAGUCAAAGUCAAAGAUUGAAACGCCUGUUUAGGGGAUAAAGAGCAAAGAUUUGAUGAUGAUUAGGAGGAUUUUGUGCAUAGUUCUCUAAUUAUUUGUUUCAUCCUCGUUUUAUAGUUUUUUUUUUUUUUAUCGAUUUGUGUAUGUUUAUUUUUCAUAUCCUUUUGGAUUGAGUAGUAUUAUUGACUUGAACAAUGUGGAUGGGGAAAAAUAUUUUAUAACAGUAUAACCCACAUUACAAAUGUUUUUAUUUAAUUUCAAUUUUUACAAAAUAA
Thlaspi arvense is the source of this 1087-nucleotide messenger RNA. NCBI's taxonomy places the organism in Eukaryota, Viridiplantae, Streptophyta, Magnoliopsida, Brassicales, Brassicaceae. The record is from the annotation of a GenBank genome assembly.